Messenger RNA from Hippocampus comes (tiger tail seahorse), 1475 nucleotides. RefSeq names its product glutaryl-CoA dehydrogenase, mitochondrial-like. The transcript has 12 exons. NCBI's taxonomy places the organism in Eukaryota, Metazoa, Chordata, Actinopteri, Syngnathiformes, Syngnathidae. The coding region runs from base 133 to 1461 and encodes 442 amino acids. Gene Ontology annotation, cellular component: mitochondrial inner membrane. The record is from RefSeq and is a predicted model, not a curated record. Gene Ontology annotation, molecular function: flavin adenine dinucleotide binding; fatty-acyl-CoA binding; glutaryl-CoA dehydrogenase activity. Gene Ontology annotation, biological process: fatty-acyl-CoA biosynthetic process; fatty acid beta-oxidation using acyl-CoA dehydrogenase.
UUGCCAAGGACGUGACACGGCGAGUGACGUAACACAAAGCGAACCAUUACUUAACAACAAGCGUCUGGGACAAAAACUCGUGAGAACGUUGUAUCUGAUAAACACGCCGAGAAGAAAACGGUCAGGCGCAAUAUGGCUUUGAGAAGUGUUACUCGUCUGCUGUCCGGCACCCCAAAAUGUGCAGCUGUCAGUGUGUGCCGAGCCCAGAGUACAACUGCUGCUGCCCCACUCAAAGUUGAUGAUGCUGAAGAAGUCAGAAAGGCUGCCAAGAGAACCAAGGUGCCAUUCAACUGGCGAGACGCUCUGGACUUGGAAGGUCAGCUGACAGAGGAGGAGGUGAUGAUCCGGGACUCCUUCCGUGACUACUGCCAAGAAAAACUCAUGUCCCGUAUCGUGAUGGCCAACAGACAUGAACAUUUCCACCGUGAGAUUGUCUCCGAGAUGGGAGAGUUGGGCGUCCUAGGCCCCACUAUUAAAGGUUACGGCUGUGCGGGAACAAGUUAUGUGGCAUACGGCUUGAUUGCCAGAGAGGUUGAAAGGGUGGACAGCGGUUAUCGCUCAGUUAUGAGCGUACAGUCCUCGCUGGUCAUGCAUCCCAUUAACGCAUAUGGCACAGAAGCUCAGAAAGAGAAAUACCUUCCCAGGCUUGCUCGUGGAGAAAUCCUGGGCUGUUUUGGCUUGACCGAGCCGAACCACGGCAGCGAUCCCAGCAGUAUGGAGACCAAGGCCACGUACAACCCAUCCAAUGGGACCUUCACUAUCAGCGGAGCCAAAACCUGGAUCACCAAUUCCCCUGUUGCAGACAUCGCGGUGGUCUGGGCAAAGUGCGAAGAUGGCAAGGUGCGUGGCUUCAUCCUUGAGCGCGGAAUGAAAGGUUUGGCGACUCCGAAGAUCGAGGGCAAGUUCUCUCUGAGGGCCUCCGCUACUGGCAUGAUUUUAAUGGACGAAGUGGAAGUUCCUGAGGAGAACCUUUUACCAAAUGUCUCUGGUCUUGCUGGUCCCUUCGGCUGCCUCAACAACGCUCGGUAUGGCAUCGCCUGGGGAGCUCUUGGAGCGGCAGAAUUCUGUUUCCAUGCAGCUAGACAAUACACUUUGGACAGAAUACAGUUUGGGGUGCCACUGGCGAGGAAUCAGCUGAUGCAGAAGAAGAUGGCUGACAUGUUGACAGAGAUCACCAUUGGGCUGCAGUCGUGUUUAUCCCUGGGAAGACUUAUUGAUGACAAGAAAGCAACUCCAGAAAUGAUUUCCAUGCUGAAGAGGAAUAGCUGUGGCAAAGCUUUAGAUGUCGCAAGACAAGCCCGGGACAUGUUGGGAGGCAACGGAAUUGCUGACGAAUACCACAUCAUCCGUCAUGUCAUGAACCUGGAGGCUGUGAACACCUACGAAGGAACCCAUGACAUCCACGCCUUGAUCCUGGGCAGAGCUAUUACUGGACUUCAAUCGUUUACAGUUGAAAAGUAAAGUUUUCAGAGGAU